AUGUCGGCGUCAGAUGAGCAGUCAGAGAGUGAUCGCGAUCAAAUCAUCAAACGGAACGCCAAAUCGUCACUUCUGAGUCUUCCCGCUGAGCUCCGCAACCAGAUCUUUGCGCUCGCUCUCACACAGCCCACCAUUGAGAUCUUCUGGUCCGAACCGCACUUGAAGUUCAAGUUUCAUGAGGAUUGUCGGCCAGACUACGUUCGACAACCGCUCAACCUCCUCUUCGUGUGUCGACAAACCCAUGCUGAGACUGCCACUCUUCCCUACAAACUUAAUAUAUUUGCUGUCGAUUUCGUUUACCAGCGUGAUCCUCCGAACAACUUUCUUUAUCAGAGGACAGUGGAGCAGAGGGAAGUGAUGGGUAGUGUCAGUCCGCGAAAUAUCUUUUCUGGAAAAGCAGGAAAGCCUAGGUCCGCAACAGUAUGGAUGGCUCAUAUGUGGUAG
This is a messenger RNA of Alternaria arbusti, 444 nucleotides long. RefSeq lists its product as uncharacterized. The record is from RefSeq and is a predicted model, not a curated record. Lineage: Eukaryota; Fungi; Ascomycota; Dothideomycetes; Pleosporales; Pleosporaceae. The transcript has 2 exons. The coding region runs from base 1 to 444 and encodes 147 amino acids.